AUGUCGGUGGCCGCAUUCUCCCUCGCCGAAGUAACCGAUUUUGGCCUUACAGGCCUAGGGAAAGGAGGCCAGCAAGUCCAGAAGUGCCGUGAGACAUACGCUCGGGCAGUAGAGGCGUUAGUUGAACUCGCUACGCUUCAGUUAACGCAAUAUAUCAAUGCCGAGCUUGAUGAGCUGGAUCGCGAAGAAUUUUACAGGCUCAAGAAGGUGGCCAAGAAGAAGGAGAGAGACAAUGCUAGCCUUGAUGCCGAACUUAAGAGAAGGCGGGCGAGGGAGGCAGGCGACGUGCAGAAAGAUCAGCCUGUGUCGGCUGAUAUGUUGGGGGCGGAGGACGAGGAUGUUAUUUUCUAG
This is a messenger RNA of Parascedosporium putredinis, 351 nucleotides long. Lineage: Eukaryota; Fungi; Ascomycota; Sordariomycetes; Microascales; Microascaceae. The record is from the annotation of a GenBank genome assembly.